Ixodes scapularis (black-legged tick) is the source of this 4985-nucleotide messenger RNA. Its product is annotated as reticulophagy regulator 3. Lineage: Eukaryota; Metazoa; Arthropoda; Arachnida; Ixodida; Ixodidae. The transcript has 7 exons. The record is from RefSeq and is a predicted model, not a curated record. The coding region runs from base 465 to 1616 and encodes 383 amino acids. Gene Ontology annotation, biological process: reticulophagy.
AGAAAGUAGUCUGUCGCAUAUAACUUCCUAAAUCUGUGAUGAUGAUGUUCGGGGCGUGUAAUAUUACCGUUAUUUUUUAACUCAAAUCCGUUUCCUUCCCUUCGAAAAGAAAAAAAGAAAAAAAAGAAACGAGUUUAACGAAUUUGUGGAUGAUGUUUUAUUGACUUGACAUCGCGGCGGAAGAACACCUUUUAAGUUACCGCCUGCGUUUGUGCGGGCAUGCGCAGUGAUCUUCUGAGGUUGGACUUGGAUGUGAGAAAAAAGUGUUGAGCAACUGUCACGUGAAUGGACGUCACCGACACGGGUGUGCCUGGUUAGCUUGGAACUUCUCAGGCAAGAAGGAAGUCGACGGAGUUGUUUAGCCGUGUGUCCGGGUUAGUGGUGAGAAGCUUUCUUCCCAGAAAGGCCAAAGGUCUUACGGUGGCUUCGACGUCGGUCACGUGAAUUGCUUACGACACUGCGUCAUGAAUCUAAACAUCGACCGCCUGCGCUUCUGCGUCGGCGGCAGCGUCUUCGCUCACGGGCUCUAUUGGAUACUAAGGCUUGUGGUGUCGUGCAGCAAGCGGCUCUACUCCUUCCUUGCCAUUGUGGCCGCAGUCGUCUUUAUGUACCGCACCUGGGUCGACAGCAUCUGGCCCGAGAUUCGUGUUCCACCACCCGAAGGAGAGGAGGAUCCGGAACAAUGGACUCCAAUUCAUCCUCAGGUUCUCAGUGUCCCUGAGUUGAACCGCUACUUCACCGACUGGACCACAAGCGUGAAGAGGUGGGCACAGAACGUGGCAGCCCUCAGGAAGACGCAUCCAGGAUUGUUCUGCAUCUUGUCUUCCUCCACUUUCGCCAUGACUGCGGUGCUGGGACGCAUGGUCUCGGGAGUGCUGAUCCUCUACAGCUUGCUGAUGGCGGUGACCCUUGGUCCGGGUAUUGCCCUCUACGUCAUACCGGAAACGUGGUACGAACAGAUUGAAGCACUCCUCAGAGUUGCCUCUGGGAAGUCUCCGAGGGAAACAGGCUCAGGUGACGGUGGCGGCAAUAACGCGACUAACCCGGACGAUGGACUGGACGAGUUCCUGCCGGAGGUCGACGAGGGCGAGCUUUCUCGGCAGCUCAGCCUCUCCCUGGAGUCCGACUUUGCACCGCCGAGCUCGCGCGGCCUACAGGCCGCCGUGGCCAGGGAACUGGGCACCACGCACCUCGCUUCUCUCGAAGAAGAAACCCGGCUGUCGGAGGGCCUGGGCAGCUUUCCGGACUUCGACGAAGACAGCAUGGACAGUUUCCUCCCCGACAUGAGCACCAUGCCUUCGUUGACCGACACCCUCCCUCCUGCGCCCGCAAACAACAACGAGAACGCCUUGGCAAACGUCAUUAAUGGCAUCCACUUUGUGGCCUCGCACUUCCGCCAGUCAAGCUCUGACUCAGAAGCGUCGGAAGAGGCCGCCACGAUCGGAGCCGACUUUGGGAGGCGCGUCACGCGCUCCCGCGGACGUCCAGAGGCGUCCCAAUCCAGGCCGCUGGCCGUGGGGCCGCCCCAGCGUCCCUCCCGGCACAGCUCGCAAGGUAGUGACAUCGACAUUGACGAAUACGAGGUGGUGGACACGCGCGACUUACCGUCAACAUGAUGACGUGUCUCGUUCAAAGUCGCCCAUCUUUUCGAGUCUGCCCUCAGCAUGGGAGAGGGGUUGGGUUCUCGAGGGGCAAAAGGGGAAGUGUCUUGUGGUCUGUGUCUGUUUGACGGUGUCGGUGAGGAGUCGGGACAGUUGUUGUGUGCUCGUGAUUCGAAGGUGUUUGUUUUGCACCUUUCGGGUGUUUUCUCGUGACGGAUUUGCAUUAGGACGCUCAUUUUAAAUCCUUCGUUCCCGAUUUUUUUUACGUUUUUGCAUUGCAUGUUUAACAUGCCUUAGCCCUACCUCGCUAGGUGCGAGAUUUUUUAUCCGUUCCGUCGCGCUUGUGUAGGAGUUUUGUCGAAAGGACGAGAUAAAACUGUGUAGCCUGGAAAGAUUUUACCGGGUGGAAAGUCUUGUAUGAUUCGUAUCUUCGCAGUGACACGUAGCCCAAGCGUAACGCAAUGAAUUAGUAGUUAGUUUGAAGUUUUGUGGCGUAUCUGCAUUGCAUUAAUGCUGGGAGAGACCUGACUUUAUGUUUCAUCGCAUCUUUAAAACUUUUUAACGAGACCUGCACCCUCAUCCCUCCCUUCUUGACAAACAAGAGUGCUCUGUCUAAAACUUGGCUUGCGGCAGGUGUGGGCACCUCUUUAGGUGUACAGCUAGAACAUGAAAGACACUGCUUUUUCACCGCGGUGCAAACCCUGGCACAACUGCACCUUGCAAGCAUGACCUGUCGUUUCGUAUUGGUUGUUUGAACAACGGUCUUUUACCAUCCCCACUAACAUUCAACAAACAUCUAUGAAGAAGGGCCAGUGUUUCUACCACUCUCGCAGAUUGAGAGGAGCUUUACCUGGGGAGACCCAUCUUUCUGGCUACUUUGGCGAGCAUCAAAGGGGUCGGACUUGUCUUGGCCUUGUGAGAAUGGAAACUUUCACCUGCACUGUACUUCACUGCACAUGGAGAGGGCCACGUCUGCCUGAGCAGACUUUUGUACAUGGUGUGCCGUUGCCCGUAAUGUGCGCUGCUCUCUAGGCCCGAGUUGUGGGCAGCAGUACAAGUGGACCAGUAAUGUGCUGGUUCUCACGUUGCCUCCACUUGUACCUAAGUUAAGUUCCAUCGAGUCAUCUGUGUAUAUUUAUUCGACUUACACGCGUUACAAGACGUCAGUAUUUUGAAGGGGAAGAGACUGCAUUUUAGGUUUGCAUAGUCCCUAGUGAAGUGGCCUAGGGAUAGUUUUGUGACUGUUUUUCUCCCAUAGAGUUGUGUGGCUGUUUUUUUUUGUUUUUUAAAUUCAUGCUGGCUUAAGGAGCCCAUGUAGAGCAUCUGUGAUUUUUGUUUUGCCUUGUUUUUCUCGGUACAUUUGUUGGUCCCUUUGGACGAUGUUGCGAGAAAUUUUAUUAAUUUUAAACAUACGUAUAUGUUUAUAUAGUUGCAGUUGCUUUUUUCUUGGGGGGGGGGGGGGGGGGGGGGAAGGGGAGGGGAGGGGGGGGGACACAUUAUUAUAAUCAUUUGAAGUUUCUUUCUGAGAAAUCGUGAACGUGAGAAAGUUUUAUGGAAUGUCAUUAAUGCUCACCUUUUUUUAUUUUAUUUCUAUUGUUUGUGGCCUAUUCCUGGAAGCAACUGAGUCAGCCUUCUGCGCUAACUUUUUGUUAGAUGUGCAGAUAAUCAAAAUUUUACAAAGAAUAAAACUAUCUGACUGGGUUUGACCCUGGCCUGAGGUACUGGUCCUUUAUGCUCUUAUGGGUGAAUUUACGUAUGUUCUCUACUUCCGAUUUCUUUUCCUACCAAUAUUUUUAUGCUUUAGGAUGCUUACUGCUCUUUUUUUCCUAACUUGCCUGCCCUCAUCUUAGCUUUCAGAUUACAAGCAAAGUUCCUCCACAAGUUGCUCGAUUAGAUAUUAGCUCCUAAAUUUCACUUUUUUUUUCUGUAGUGCUUAAUUGCACAAUGCCCAAAACACAAAGUUGCUUGUGAUUGCCAGCCGCUUGCGACUGCUUCAGCACACCCGACUUUUGAAACACUACUGUAGAAUUCUUUUUGCUAAAUGGCACAUAGAUUGUAGGGUGUUCUGACAUUCCUUCUUACAAUCUACAAUAUGUGACUCACUCUAACUUGCAUGCUCAAAUCAGGUUUUCAGCAAACUGCACAGCAGUGUGAUGCUGUUCUUGUAAUCCUUUCUGAGCAUACUGCAACAUACUUUGUUCAGGUAAAAGCUUGAAAAAAUGCAUUGAUACCAAGACUUUGGAAGAAUGAGAUGAGUACCUUACUUAUUUGAGUAACAGAUGCACUGUUUGUAGACAAGACCUGCACGUCUACUUUUCUGCAGAGCACACAUAGUCAUUGAUCGUGUUCUACAUAAAAAACAGUAAAUAAUGUGGUCGAAACAAUGGCUCUCCGCGCAAGUGUCCUGCAAGUCUGUAGAAUGUGAUGAUUGGCUAUCCAUGUACUCCGUGGGAAAGUGUAGGUGCUGGCUUUGUUCAUAAGCUGUGUGUCUAUUACUCUACUGAAAGCGGUACUUCAUGGAGUGUAGUGUUUAGGGAAAUUCCGUGUUCGCUUGUUUUAUGGAGGAGAGCAUAGUGCUGAUGGCAUCGCCUAGUCUAGCGCUGUAACACAGUUUUGUUCUGUUUUUCUGCGUCUUUCCAAAGUGUCGCAAAAUGAGAAAGUGUUGCCAGGCGUGGCAGACUCCUGCUCACAAGACUUCCAAUAGACAGGCAGACUCCUGUAAGUGGUGUUUUUUUGUCUGGAAUGGCACGCACGGCUUGGUGGCAUCUGUGACCCGGAAACACUGCACGUUUUUGUCCUGCAAGUCUAAAAAUCUCAAACGAGCACCUCUGGAGACAUGUCGGGUUGCCAACUCACGCUAUAAAAGAUCACAGCUGUACAGGCAAAUGUUUCCCUAUGCAACACAAUUUCCUCGAGAUAACUUAAUUUCUCUUUCAGUUGUUUGACUCCAUCGUUUUGUUGCCAUUUCCUAGUGCACACUAGUCAGAACAAAACUGUAUUAACUAUGGCCACAUUGUCAGUUGUGCACAUUCUAUUUUUUAUUUUUUGUCUGAAAGUCACCAAAUAUUUUUUUUUAAAGCCUUUGUGUAGCGUCAGGAGCAUUUCCAGAGAAUCUCAAUUACGAUUUGUCGGUGUGUGCAGCACUAUUUUCCAGCGGGUGUGUUUCACAGGGACGUCUGUGUGAUUCUAGAAACACCAUUUGGAACAUUGGUGGAGCCUGCAAACUGUGUCGAAAAGCAAGUUCUUCGGAAAAGUCCCUUUUUUUGUCAUGCAAGUCUGGUUGGGCAACAGGACACUUAAAUCAUGUAGUAAUCCUCAAAUCGACCCCAUUUUUCAGUGCCUUGUACAUAAAUCGAGAAUAAAAUGAAAGACUUUCAUCGUUCA